Folsomia candida is the source of this 2593-nucleotide messenger RNA. Its product is annotated as zinc finger protein 2-like. NCBI's taxonomy places the organism in Eukaryota, Metazoa, Arthropoda, Collembola, Entomobryomorpha, Isotomidae. Gene Ontology annotation, biological process: regulation of transcription by RNA polymerase II. Bases 17 to 1789 code for a protein of 590 amino acids. Gene Ontology annotation, molecular function: RNA polymerase II transcription regulatory region sequence-specific DNA binding; DNA-binding transcription factor activity, RNA polymerase II-specific. The record is from RefSeq and is a predicted model, not a curated record. The transcript has 9 exons. Gene Ontology annotation, cellular component: nucleus.
UUUACAGAACAGCGACAUGGAGCCAGGUCAUGCGAACGAGUUAUCCGCGGAGAUCGAAUUCCUGAAACAAUCCAUAUCUCGGAGUGAACAAAGAAUUCGCCAAAUUGUUAACAGGGCUGGGGUAAUUCUUGAUCAAGACGAAUUUGAUGAUAAUCCCACUAAUGUUACCAGGCUGUUGAAUUUGCUUGACGAAAUUUUGUCCUUGAACUUUACCGAUUUUGUGACCCUGUCCACAUCAGAGCCUUUAUCUCAAACUAACCUUGUGCUAAGCACUGCGACUGACAUCGAGGACGUUGACGUCAAUCUUUGCGACCCUAGCCCUAUCGGCGACGGUGACGUUGACAUAAUUUAUGACGAAAUCGAGGUGAAAGAUGAGUUUAUAUCGGAACCUUUAUCCCAAACUAAUCUUGUGCUGAGCCCUGCGACCUACAUCGAGGACGGUGGCGCCGUAUCGGACCCAUUAUCCGAAACUAACCUUUGCGACCCUGCUCCGAGCCCUCACGACAACGGUGACGUUGACCUAAUUGAUGACGAAGUCGAGGUGAAAGACAAAUUUUCAAGUCAAGAAUACCAACUCGUCGCGGCCACAACCGAAAAGGAUGUCGCGAUUACUGAACAACCCGAUGAAUUGGAGCCUGCUGAUAACCAGGAUCAUAAUUUGGAUUUCGAGUUCGUUGCUCCCCACGUGGCGGUGGCCCCCCGUCAAAGGAGGACGACGCUUCGCCGAAAACCCACAAACCGAAAGGAUGUACUUCUUCCCAGCAUAAGAAGUAAAUUGCGCCCAGGUCGCAGCAACAUAAAAACCACAUAUCUUACUGGCAGUAAAAAUACGAAUGCUGUGUCCCGAUCACGUAACGUCACGAAGACGGCGGCCGGUAAACGUGACGUUAUGGACAGCCCGAGUAAAAUCGAUUUCGUCACCAAGAAACUCCACGUGGAACCCUCGCCUAGUGACGCCUCUAACCUUGACGAUGACCACGAUGAUGAGGAACCCUAUCUCAACGACGCCUUCGACUGUGACGAUGACGACUACAUCCCAACUUCAAUCUCUUCCUCAGACGAAGAACAUACCCUUGAUGCUGAAUUUGCCCCCUCUCGCAGGCAAAAACCUGUCUCUAAAAAACGGAAAAGACCCAUCAAUAAAAACCCCACUGAAAUCCCCUCCACCACUGGCUCGACAAAGCUGGUCCUUAAAAAACGGAAACAAUCCGUCAAGGAUAAAAACCCCAGUCAAGUCUCCUCAACGACUCACCCGACCGGAUUUGUCCCAAUCAUCGACCCGGCCACCGGUACACAAAAAUUUCAUUGUCUCGACUGUUCCAAGAUAAUUGGCUCCGGAGGUUUGCUUUAUCAUCGAAGAAUCCACACGGGCGAGAAGCCUUAUCCAUGCCCGACCUGUGGGAUCGCGUUCCGUGCACCAAACACACUCUCAUCACACUGUCGACGUCACCAUCCGACAGAGAAAACUGAAUAUUUCUGCGACCAAUGUCCCAAAUCGUUCCGGAUAAAGGAGGAUGUGCUCAUUCAUCAAAAGUUUUGGCAUCCGAAAGCAGGGGCAGUGAUGCUUUUGUGCUCCAAGUGUCCAAAACAGUUUCAUGUGAAGGGCCUCUUGGACAGGCACAUGAGAAUGGUUCACAUUCAGGUGAGGAGGUUCAAGUGUGGACUAUGUGAAAAGGCGUUCAAGCUCAAGUGUCAUUUACAGCAUCAUCAGGAAGUUCAUCAGAGGGGAAACAAAAACACGAAGAACAAGAAGACGAAGAGGAAGAACAAGACGAUUGAAUCGGAGUGAAAUCACUUAAUGUCAAAGUUAUAUGUUCAGUACUUUUAUUUAGUUACUGAAGUAGAAUGUAUUUAAUUUCAGAUUGCAAUUUUGUAUAACGUAAAUUAAAUUUAGCUUGAACUACAGCCCUUCACGCGGAUGUUUGUAUUUAUAUAAGGCAAUAAAAUGUGUGAAUUGCAUGUUUAUUUAAGCCGAAUCUCGUAAUUUAGAUUAAUCUGUGUAAAACAAUCUACGUAUUUGAGUUAAUCAGGUGGACAUAACAACUAUCAAAAUGAAUUUUAAUCAAAAAAUCACAUUUUAAAUUCGAUCAAUUGGAAAUUCUUACCAGAGCAACAUUUUACCGAAUUCUUACGACGGAUUGUAACUUGCCAACUAAAAUUCUUUUGAUGGAUUAAUAUUCACAAAUUUAUUCCGAAAUUUAUCCUGAAAGCUUAUUUAUUAAAUACGCACAUGAUCGGCGUAUGUAAAUCCACCUCAAAGAAACUAUAAAUAUGUCCCUACUUCUAACAUUGGACGAUGACCAAAGGUUGAAAUAUGACGCAGUCAUACUUAUUUAAGUACGUAAAUAAAUUACUUACGUAUUUACGUAUGCUCAGUAAUACAUAAACAAUAGGAUAAAAUUACAUAUUAAAUUACACGAAUGUGCAUGAAUGUUGCAUAUAAAAUAUUGCCCAACGAGACCUUUUGAUGCUCUAAAUAUGAACGUAGUAGAAAUUAAAUUGGAAAAGGGUAGAGCAAAAUUGGUUGUAAGUUGCGUAUUAAUUUUAAUUGUUUAGUACUCACUAUAAUGUUGAGAGGUGCUAAUUUUAGUAA